Cutaneotrichosporon oleaginosum is the source of this 586-nucleotide messenger RNA. RefSeq lists its product as uncharacterized. The record is from RefSeq and is a predicted model, not a curated record. Lineage: Eukaryota; Fungi; Basidiomycota; Tremellomycetes; Trichosporonales; Trichosporonaceae. Gene Ontology annotation, molecular function: protein dimerization activity; DNA binding. Gene Ontology annotation, biological process: DNA-templated transcription. Gene Ontology annotation, cellular component: RNA polymerase III complex; RNA polymerase I complex.
CUCCACCCCACAUGACUCUCGCUUUCUCAUCAACAUCAUCCACCAUGCCGACAGAAGCAGAACGCAAGCGCGAAGAGGCUGCCGCGCGUCGCCACGCGCGUCUGGAUAAUGCUGGCGUGCUCCAGAUGUCCGCGGCGGGCGAGACGUCCAUGGACAAAAUUACGAUUCUGCCGGGCCACGAGCCAGACUACUCUGCAUGCACCUUCAGCCUGUGGGAGGAGGACCACACGCUAGGAAACGCGCUCCGGUGGAUGAUUAUGAAGGACCCCGACGUCGAGUACUGCGGAUACAGCGCGCCGCACCCGUCCGAGCCCAAGAUCCACAUCCGCGUGCAGAUGUACGACGGGCUGUCCGCCGUCGACUGCCUGCGGCGCGCGCUCGCCAACCUCCGCGACCUCUUCAACACCGUGCAGCAGCGCUAUGCGCAGAGCCUGCGGAACGACGAGUAUGUCCAAGAGGCCGAUGUGGACGUGCACGAGGUCGUGGCGCAGACGCUGCGCGAGCGCGGGCUGCCCGUCCAGGGCGACGAGAUGGACACGGCGUAAUCUAGAUGCAUGUACUACUUAUCGAGCUACCAGUCGUCGUC